UUAAUUUCGAAUGUGCACAAAAAAGUUACAUGACCAAAUGGACGCAUAAAGUACAUAACGGAACAUAGCUAAAUGUAACCAAACGUACAGCAGCAAUAAUUUUACCACACUUCCAUGCCUUUUGGUAAAAUUAGGUAGAACGACGCUAAUACUGCACAUAUACAUAUGUAUAUUGGAAUAUUCCCUAUGCGUGUCUGUUGUGAGCAUGUGUGCAGUAUUGAGUUGUGCCGAAGCAGCAAGUACAACAACAGCUGCUGAAAGAGUUUCGACAGGGAUUUCAUGUUUGGCUAUAACUUCCUUUCAAAUUGGAUAUCAUGAAAAAACUUAACAAAAGGCCAAAUAAGCACUAACCGGAAGUAAUUGAAAAAAAUCCAAGAAUUACGGGAGCUGUGGAAUAUAGCGAGGAGCGAGCGGAAGGAAAGAGCUGAUUAUACAUACGGAACGGAAAAUGGGGGAGUGCAUAAAAAAUAAAAUAAACUUGCCUAGCGUACAUAUGUAUGUACAUAUAUGGCAUCUGUGUACAAAAUUUGGUGUUUCUAGCUCUUUUAGUCUCUGAAAUCAAAUUGGUCAGCGUGUAUGCGUUACGACCCCCUUUUAGUUGCGCCCCUGUCUGCAAUCAGCUGUUCAAAGCGACCGCAACAUAUGUUGGUUGAGCAAUCACUUGGAAGUGGGAAAUGUUAAAGCGAAGUGGAAAUGUUGUCAGCAUUGUAUAGAAGAGCUCCUGGUCAGUUCUUGUGUCGAAGUUUUUUCAAGUUCGGCAAAAACAAGGAAGACAUCGGGGAAUGGCAAAAGAUCUUCGAAGCCGGCAAAGUUUCCCCAGAGCGAGAGGUGCCCGACAACAUAGAGAAGCCUCCAUACUAUUACCAGAUAAACUCCGUGCCUGGCAAUACGUUGGGUAGCACGGAAAUUAAGAAUGCACAGCAGAUACAAUUUAUGCGGGGAAGUGGCAAACUGGCAGCCCAGAUCCUACGAUAUUGUGGGGAGCUGGUGAAGGUAGGCAGGAGCACGGACGAGAUUGAUGGCAUUGCCCAUGAGCGCAUCAUUGCUGCGGGUGCAUAUCCCUCGCCACUACGCUAUGCUGGAUUCCCCAAGUCGAUCUGUACUUCAGUCAAUAAUGUGGCCUGCCAUGGGGUGCCGGAUGAUCGGCCUCUCGCCGACGGCGACAUUAUUAACAUCGAUGUGACGGUUUAUCUCAACGGCUAUCACGGAGACUGCUCGAAAACGUUUCUCGUGGGCAACGUAGACGAGCGGGGUAGAUUUCUGGUGGACUCGACACGCGAAUGUCUCAACAUGUGCGUUGCUCUCUGCGGUCCGGGUGUGCCCUUCAACCACAUCGGUCGAUUUAUUGAGAGGUACUGCAAGGAACGCAAUCUGGAGUCCAUAGCCGCAUUCAUUGGCCACGGCAUCGGCAGCUAUUUUCAUGGACCUCCCGAGAUCUAUCAUCAUCAUAAUGACGCUCCGGGUAAGAUGCAGCCUGGCAUGACAUUCACCAUUGAGCCCAUACUAAGCUUAGGCGGACCAGAUAUUGCAUUGCUGGAGGACGGUUGGACGGCGGUUAGCUUAGAUGGAGCACGGAGCGCGCAAUUCGAACACACAGUACUCAUCACUGAGACGGGUGUCGAAGUGCUUACCAAAGUGGAUUAAAUAAACGUUAUUUUAAGUCAUAAAAUAUUGUUGAAGAAUUCUUUUCGGAAUUUAUUACAUUCUUCAGAUUUGUUAAUCAUUAAACUAUAUAAUUUUAAAACUAUUGAAAGCAAA
Messenger RNA from Scaptodrosophila lebanonensis, 1758 nucleotides. Its product is annotated as methionine aminopeptidase 1D, mitochondrial. Gene Ontology annotation, biological process: proteolysis. Gene Ontology annotation, molecular function: metalloaminopeptidase activity. The coding region runs from base 694 to 1644 and encodes 316 amino acids. The record is from RefSeq and is a predicted model, not a curated record. The transcript has 3 exons. NCBI's taxonomy places the organism in Eukaryota, Metazoa, Arthropoda, Insecta, Diptera, Drosophilidae.